AGGGAGUGUCGGAAUUUCCGGUGACGUCACCGCGUCUCAAUAUCCAUAAUGGGUCUGCAGCUGUCUGGAGAGCAACAAUAACAAGAGAAGCUCAGCGAUAAAACGAGUUAUUGUCUCGUCUCUGACACCUUUGCUAGCCCCAACUUUACAUCAUUCUGUCACCAACACCCUCGGUGAAUUAACUCUGGCCUCCGCUUCCUCCGACUCGGAAACCGGCGGAGCGUCGCCGCCACCGCGAAAGAAAUACCGAGCUUCGGUGGCGGAGGGAGCAGGGGGGCUUGGGGCUGCAAUUGGGUCAGCGGCCCUGUCUACAGUUGUGGGGAUUUGAACUUUUCCCAAUUCACCCGUUCAUCCUAUCAUUCGAUUCAAUCCGCACAGUGUAGCCCACAUCAACAUUAAUAACAUGCAGGCCAACGGGGCAGGGCAGGGUCAAGAUUCGGAGCUGUCCUGCCUAAACAACAGUGCGCAAAACGGAGAGUCGUCCUCCGCCGGGGAAGCUCACACUAACGUUAAUGGACUAUCCACAACAAACAAUGGGAACUCUGUCAGUAACAACGACGGUAUCCCAGCCCCAGCAGCAUCCAACAACACCGUGUCUUCGGAUGCAAACUCCGUGAAAAAGAAGAAACGUCUUUCUCAGUCAGAGGAAGAUGUCAUUAGACUUAUAGGGCAACAUUUACACGAUUUAGGACUUAAUCAGACAGUGGACCUGUUGAUGCAGGAGUCUGGCUGCAGACUGGAGCAUCCCUCUGCCACGAAGUUCCGCAACCAUGUGGUGGAAGGAGAGUGGGACAAGGCUGAAAGUGACCUGAAUGAGCUAAAAGCAUUGAUGCAUUCUCCAAGUGCUAUUGUGCGGAUGAAGUUCCUGCUCCUGCAGCAGAAGUACCUGGAGUGCCUGGAGGAUGCCAAGGUCCUGGAGGCGCUGCAGGUCCUGAGAGCUGAGCUCACUCCCCUCAAGUACAACACAGAGCGCAUCCACAUCCUGAGCGGGUACCUGAUGUGCAGCCAUGCAGAGGACCUGAGAGCAAAGGCAGAGUGGGAGGGCAAAGGCACUGCCUCCCGCACUAAACUCCUGGACAAGUUACAGACGUACCUUCCCCCCUCUGUGAUGCUGCCUCCGCGCCGGCUGCAGACCCUGCUGAGGCAGGCUGUGGAGCUGCAGAGAGAGCGUUGCCUCUACCACAACACCAAACUGGACAGUGGCCUGGACUCUGUGUCCCUCCUCCUGGACCACGCCUGCAGCCGGAAACAGUUCCCUUGCUACACCCAGCAGAUCCUCACCGAACACUGCAAUGAAGUGUGGUUCUGCAAGUUCUCCAAUGACGGCACCAAACUGGCCACGGGAUCCAAAGACACCACAGUCAUCGUGUGGCAUGUCAACACAGAGAGUCACCAGUUGAAGCUGAUGAAGACUCUAGAGGGCCACGCCUACGGUGUCUCAUACCUGGCCUGGAGCCCUGAUGACACUUACUUGAUUGCCUGUGGCCCCGAUGACUGCUCAGAGCUGUGGCUGUGGAACGUACAGACGGGUGAGUUACGGACAAAAAUGAGCCAAUCACACGAGGACAGUCUGACCAGUGUGGCUUGGAAUCCAGACGGCAAACGCUUUGUCACCGGAGGACAGAGGGGCCAAUUCUACCAGUGUGAUCUGGAUGGUAACCUGCUGGACUCGUGGGAAGGAGUAAGGGUUCAAUGCCUGUGGUGCCUGGGUGACGCUCGGACCGUCCUAGCAUCAGACACACACCAGCGUAUCCGUGGUUACAACUUUGAGGACCUUACGGACAGAAACAUAGUCCAGGAGGACCAUCCAAUCAUGUCUUUCACAGUUUCAAAGAACGGGAGGUUAGCUCUGCUGAAUGUGGCUACUCAGGGUGUGCACCUGUGGGACCUACAUGACCGGGUGCUGGUGAGGAAGUAUCAGGGUGUGACACAGGGCUUCUACACCAUCCACUCCUGCUUUGGAGGACACAACGAAGACUUCAUCGCCAGUGGGAGUGAGGAUCACAAAGUGUACAUCUGGCACAGGCGCAGUGAGCUGCCCAUCGCAGAGUUGACAGGUCAUUCACGUACAGUGAACUGUGUGAGCUGGAAUCCUGUAGUGCCCGGUCUCCUGGCCAGCGCCUCAGACGACGGCACUGUCCGAAUCUGGGGGCCCGCCCCUUUCCUUGAUGUCCAGGACGCUGAGGGGCUAAACGAAUGUUGUAGCAUGGACAGCUGAUGGUGACCUUGGAGCAGAAGACACUACUUCUGGAAUCCAGGAGAAAAACACUAAACUCUAACGAAUGAAGCAGAGAAACUAUUGUGUUUUGACAGCUGCUUUCUGAAGGUUUGGCUCUGGGGCUGUGCUCCAGUGGCAGGUGAUAACGUCACACACACGGAGAUGUCAGACAAAUCACUUAAAUUAACUGAUUACCAAGCAGGCACCUUGAGUGACCUCCCAUCUCUUCUUACCUGUGUGGCUCACAGUGUCUGAUGUCUGUUGCACCUCCUGUGUUCAGCCAGGCCCCAUCCUCUUUCGUCUUGGAGCUAACCCCAGGUCUGCCACCUUUCACCUGCCUCGUCGAGAGUUUAUUAUUUAUUAUUGAUAGUAUUAUUUAUUGUCAUGAUUAGUACGUUGAUAUAUAGAGAGAGGGCUGUAGUGGUGGAGAGUGGUAUGGGUAUAUACAGUGCUGUGAAAAAGUUUUUGCCCCUUUUUUAAUUCUCUACUUUUGCAUAUUUUUGAUACUAAAUGUUAUCAGAUCUUCAACCAAAACCGAAUAUUAGAUAAAGGGAACCUGAGUGAACAAAUAACACAACAAUGACAUACUUAUUUCAUAAACAAAGUUAUGCAACACCCAAUUCCCCUGUGUGAAAAAGUAAUUGCACCCUUACACUCAGUAACUGGUUGUGCCAUCUUUAGCUACAAUGACUCGAAACCAAACGCUUCCUGUAGUUGUUGAUCAGUCUCUCAUGUCGCUGUGGAGGAAUUUUGGCCCACUCUUCCAUGCAGAACUGCUUUAACUCAGCGACAUUGUAGGUUUUCCAGAAUUAACUGCAUGUUUCAAGUCCUGCCACAACAUCUCAAUUGGGAUUAGGUCUGGACUUUGACUAGGCCAUUCCAAAACUUCAAAUUUGUUGCUUUUUAGCCAUU
Molecule: messenger RNA, 3130 nt
Organism: Oncorhynchus tshawytscha (Chinook salmon)
Lineage: Eukaryota; Metazoa; Chordata; Actinopteri; Salmoniformes; Salmonidae
Product: WD repeat-containing protein 26
Exons: 14
Coding region: 404-2218 (604 amino acids)
Biological process (GO): proteasome-mediated ubiquitin-dependent protein catabolic process
Cellular component (GO): GID complex
Molecular function (GO): protein binding
Source: RefSeq, a predicted model, not a curated record